CUCUCUCUCCCCCCUUUCUCUCUCUACUCUGUCUUCUUCAAGAACUUUCUUCCUCUGUUUUUUUUUUUCCUGUGCUAGCGUAUACAUAUUGCCAAACCAAUAUUUCCAUUUAAAAAAAAAAAUACUGUUACAAAAUUUUCAAAUUUCCCAUUUAUAAAUUAUGUGACGUGUUAUGUAAAAAUACGUUACUUAUUAAUUUAAUUAUCAACAAUUACAAGAACACUUACGAACGCUCUCUCUCGUUUAAGAAGGAAUAUAGUAAUGGUUAAAAUUAAUGGUUUUUCUGUCGUAACACCAAAAAACAGAGUAUUUGAAUUUUUAAAUUCGUUCGGGGAAUAAAAAACUCGAGUUGGUGUUGAUAUUCAAUUGGGCAUUAAUAAAAUAUAUUUAAACUGGGUCGAAGUAGGUGCCGUUGUUCCAAUCAUAAGGAGGUUGUUCUUGUUCGGGAAUUCUCAUUUCUCUCUCUCGGGAUUCGUGUCUGUCUCCGAUUCUGGAAAGCCGAAGAAGAUAGCUACAGUUUUCUUGUUCUUGUUGUUCUCCUUCUUCCACUCCUUCAACUCCAAGUCUUAAAAGUUUCUGCAUUUUUUUUUCCUUCAGGAAUCAGUAAUUUGAUUAAAUGGGUAUCGCCAAUUCGAUUGGUUAUCGUUUAAUUUGUGAGAAAGAUCGGUAAUUUGGAUUGGAUCCCCGAAUUUUACUCAAAGAUUUGGAGACAGAGGAAGAAGAUACUAGGCUAUUGAGCUAUGGCUACCUAUUUCCAGAAUUUGGGUAACCAGAACUUACUGAACCCUUAUCAAGGGGACCCCGAACCGCCCGGAAACAUGAUGAUGUAUCUGAAUCAGGCUUCUUAUGCCGCCGGAUCCUACUCCGAGGUCUUGUCUGGCGGCAAUUUGCCCCCUCAGAAGUAUCCUGACUCUGAGGGGGUUAGGAAUGAAAUGAUGUUUAUUCCGCCAACGAGUGAUCAAGUCAGGGAUUGUGACAUUGGCGGCGAUUCCUUGAUUGGGAAACAUGGUAUUCAGGAUCAUGGAUUGUCUCUCAGCCUUUCCACCCAAAUUCCGCAAACAGUAUCUCUGCCGUUGUUUCAGUACCAGUAUCCGAAUUCAAGUCUGUCUUCGGUUUUGAGCAAUGCUCCAGUGCUAGGGAAGGGUGACGAGUACAAUCAAAGCGAGGAGUUUAGAAACUUCGAAAGCUUGGCAUCGGGGUUAUAUGGAGGUGGCCAUGAGGCUGUCAAGACACAGGCUUUCUACAAUCCUUUGUGUUCGUCGGGAUCCAAAGAAAUGCACUCUGAAGCAUACUUGGACGAAUCAUUAGUUUCUGCAAACACUAUGUUAAGCUCCAAGUACCUCAAGGCAGCACAACAGUUGCUUGAUGAAGUGGUAAAUGUCCGAAAGGCUCUGAAGCAGUCUCGAUUGAACAAGAACCAGAGCUUUAAGCGGAGUGGAAUAGACGGUACCAAAGAGACUGAUGGGAGUGAUCAACAUUUACGGAGAUCAUCAGAUCCUAGCAAAUCAAGCGCUGUCUCUUCUAUCGAGUUAUCACCAUCAGAACGGCAGGAUUUGCAGAACAAGAAGACUAAACUUUUGUCCAUGUUGAAUGAGGUAGAUCAAAGAUACAAACAAUAUUACCAUCAAAUGCAAGCCGUGGUGUCAUAUUUUGACAAGGUGGCAGGGAACGGGGCUGCUGGACCAUACACUGCCCUUGCUCUCCAAGCAAUUUCACGUCACUUUCGCAGUUUGCGUGACGCAAUCAAGGGCCAAAUUCAAGUGACGAGGAAAAGCCUGGGAGAGCAAGAUAAUUCAUCUGAUGGUCAAGGAUCAGUAAUACCCCGCCUCCGCUAUGUGGACCAACAGCUCAGACAGCAGAGGGCAUUUCAGCAACUUGGUGGAUUGCAGCAUGCUUGGAGGCCUCAGAGAGGACUCCCGGAAAGCUCUGUUACAAUCCUUCGUGCCUGGCUGUUCGAACAUUUCCUUCUUCCUUACCCGAAGGAUUCAGAAAAGAUUAUGCUUGCAAGGCAGACUGGAUUAACCAGAAACCAGGUUGCCAACUGGUUUAUCAAUGCAAGGGUACGCCUUUGGAAACCCAUGAUUGAGGAUAUAUACAAAGAAGAAUUCGGUGAUCUGGACAUGGAUUCGAAAUCUUCACCUGAAAACGCACUCAAGGAAGAAGCAAGAGUUGAUUUCUCAGCAUCUGAGGACAGGAAAGAGGAGUUGCACGAAAGCCUGAUAUCCGCAACUGCUGAUAGUAUUGAACCAGGGAAAUUGCAUGACUCGAAGUUGGGUCACAAUUCCACAUAUGACAUGCCAAGGUUGGAUCAUUUCACAGUUGGCAGCGAUGUGUCACUUGCGUUGGAGUUACGGCAUGGCGAAGAACACAAUGCCUUUCCUCCAUCUACCGGAUCCCAUGUAAGAGCUAAUGAUGCGGUAACUUCUUUGGAUUGCCACUAUGAGGAUCCGGAGCAACAACAUUUAAUACAGGUUUGGCAAUACCCACCCGUUACUUGAUUUUGUAGUCCGAGAGGAUUAUCGCCUCCAAAUAUUGGGCGGUAAGCGGCCUCAGGCAAUGAUCGUCGAGAAACAGAAUACUUGUUUCGCUGCUCUAGCAAGUGGGUGUAGAUGUAGAUGUGUGUAUGAUACUGGUACCAACGUGUAAUAUAACAGAGCUUGGUGGAAGAAGAAGAAGCCUUAGGCAUAUUCGUAAACUAGUUUUGUAAAGAUAUAAGGUGAAGGAAUAUCUUGUGCAUUCAUUGAAUAAGGAACUUGGAAACUGUACAAGUGCGACCUCAAAAUGUGUAAUCUCAUCUGGAAAUAAGUCUGAUACAAGAAUUGCCUGA
Molecule: messenger RNA, 2827 nt
Organism: Pyrus x bretschneideri (Chinese white pear)
Lineage: Eukaryota; Viridiplantae; Streptophyta; Magnoliopsida; Rosales; Rosaceae
Product: BEL1-like homeodomain protein 3
Exons: 5
Coding region: 741-2498 (585 amino acids)
Biological process (GO): regulation of transcription by RNA polymerase II
Molecular function (GO): DNA-binding transcription factor activity, RNA polymerase II-specific; RNA polymerase II cis-regulatory region sequence-specific DNA binding
Source: RefSeq, a predicted model, not a curated record